Messenger RNA from Micropterus salmoides (largemouth bass), 5442 nucleotides. It is a transcript of the gene ddr1, whose product is annotated as discoidin domain receptor tyrosine kinase 1. NCBI's taxonomy places the organism in Eukaryota, Metazoa, Chordata, Actinopteri, Centrarchiformes, Centrarchidae. Gene Ontology annotation, biological process: protein phosphorylation; cell surface receptor protein tyrosine kinase signaling pathway; positive regulation of kinase activity. The record is from RefSeq and is a predicted model, not a curated record. Gene Ontology annotation, molecular function: ATP binding; collagen binding; protein tyrosine kinase collagen receptor activity. The transcript is spliced from 20 exons. Gene Ontology annotation, cellular component: signaling receptor complex; membrane. The coding region runs from base 416 to 3427 and encodes 1003 amino acids.
GGACUGAGGUUGGAGAAACGUAGCCGGGGCUCAUAUUCAGAGAGGGGCAGAAGCGCCGGGACCCUGGACGGUCUCUCACACCUUUAAAAAACAUUUUCUCUCAUUAUUUAAACUAUUCAUCCCAAGAGUGUCAAGUGAAAGUCAGGCUGCGGGUGUAAAAUCAGUUUCGCAUAUUUUGUUGUUUUCUGAGUUUUGACAGUGGUCGUUCACUGAGCGCAACAGCUGCUCCAGAGCACCUUUUGGAUUAUUCAGUGUACGUUUGUUGUUGAAGGCAAAAACACCGCUUUACUUCGUCUAAUAUACACUUCAUCUGAAACUUCGGACUGCUGUCAAAGCACACCUACCGAGUCUUUUUAGGUAUGCCUGUGGUCAUCAGUGUGUCUCCGGACAGGUAACCAGGUGUGUUGCUGCUGUCAUGGCCUUGCCAACCCUGCGGCUGUUUCCUGUCACUGUGGUCACAGUCCUGGUGGUGCUCGUGUCGUCGUCAGAGGACCAUGACUGGCACUUUAACCCAGCUCAGUGUCGUUACGCCCUGGGGAUGGAGGAUGGAACCAUCCCAGACUCUGACAUUACUGCCUCCAGCGCCUGGUCAGACUCCACUGAGGCCAAACAUGGAAGGUUGAGUACUGGAGAGGGGGAUGGAGCGUGGUGUCCUGCAGGAGCUGUUUUCCCCAGUGGAUCAGAAUUCCUUCAGGUAGACCUGCACAAACUCCACUUUCUGGCUCUGGUUGGUACUCAGGGUCGUCAUGCUGACGGGCACGGCCAAGAGUUUGCCCGCAGUUAUCGGCUCCGCUAUUCCCGAGACGGAGUGAAAUGGAUCACCUGGAAGGACCGCUGGGGCCAGGAAGUAGUGUCAGGGAAUGAGAACACCUAUGAUGUUGUGCUAAAAGACCUAGGCCCUCCAAUUGUGGCCCGCAUGGUGCGCUUCUACCCCCUGGCUGACCGGGUUAUGAGUGUUUGCCUUCGGGUGGAGCUCUAUGGUUGUGUAUGGAACGAUGGGUUGAAGGCUUACACAGCUCCAGUAGGUCACGUCAUGCACCUGUCUGGCAUGCCUGUCUAUCUAAACGACUCCACCUAUGAUGGGAGCACUGAACAAGGGAUGCAGUUUGGAGGCCUGGGUCAGCUAUGUGACGGCGUCCUGGGAGGUGACGACUUUAUACAAACUAAGGAGCUGAGAGUGUGGCCUGGGUAUGACUACCUUGGCUGGAGCCGGGAAGCCCUGGGGCAAGGCAGCGUGGAUAUUGAGUUCCACUUUGAGAGACCACGUGUCUUCCACAACAUGCAGGUGCACAGUAACAACCGCCACACCCAGGGCGUUCGAGUCUUCAACAAGGUAGAGUGUCUUUUUAAGCCCGGCAUCCUCCAGCCCUGGUCCUCUCCUGCCCUCACUCUGCCUGUGCCCCUUGAGGAUCUAAAGGACCCCUCCUCUCGACCCAUCUCCCUCCCACUGGGAGCCCGGCCGGCUCAGAUCCUCCGCUGCACAUUCUACUUUGCUGACCGCUGGCUACUCAUCAGCGAGAUAUCCUUCCUCUCUGAGCCGCUUGAGGAGGAUGUCACGGAGACUGAUUCAUUUCCUCCUAAUCUUCCCAAGAUUCCUACCACCAGUUCCUCUCCUCCUUCUGUUAACCACACCUCCUCCUCUCCCACAUUGAGCCACAGCUCUUCCAACGCCACCGCCAGCCCAUCUGAACCCCCCACCACCACCUCCUUCAUGAUGGACACCACUGGUAACUGGACACUGUCAGAUCCAGAAUUUGGUGCAAACACUCCAAGGGCGGGGCUUCCUGUAGCCAAGGAUGACAGCAGUAAUACAGCUAUUCUGAUUGGCUGCUUGGUGGGCAUCAUCCUUCUGCUGCUGGCUGUGAUAGCCGUCAUUCUGUGGAGGCAGUAUUGGAAAAAGAUACUGGGCAAGGCCCAGGGCAGUCUAUCCAGUGAUGAGCUGCGGGUUCACCUGUCAGUCCCCUCGGACAACGUGGUCAUCAACAACACACACAGCUACUCGAGCCGCUACCAGCGCAUCCACACUUUCCCUGAUGACCGCGACCAUGACAGAGAGGGAGAAGGAGAGUACCAAGAGCCCAUUGCUCUGCUACGGCCAAGGGAUCAAAGAGACAGCACAGCCUUGCUGUUAAACAACCCAGCCUAUCACCUGCUCCUGUCAGAUCACAGAAAAGGCAUGAGACCCCUAGUCGUCCCCAGCACCAGUCAGGCUCAGGAGAAGAGUCUCAAUGUGCCCCAGGCCUGUGGUUUGGACAUGGACAUGGAGAAGGGUUUCCCCCCAACUCAUGAGGAGCCUCCUCCCUACCCUGGCUCCCCUCCUUACCCCUCCCUGUCUCCACCCGUAUCUCCCCCACUGCCUCCCAGCGUUCCUCAUUACGCUGAGGCUGACAUCGUGAGCCUGCAAGGUGUCAGCGGUAACAACACCUACGCCGUGCCCGCUUUGGCCUCUUCGAGCCCCGGGGCAGACGCUGCCCCGCUCCCAGAGCUGCCGCGCCAAUGUCUUAUCUUCAAGGAGAAACUGGGAGAGGGACAGUUUGGAGAGGUGCACCUGUGUGAAAUCGAGAGCCCUCAAGACCUUCCCAACUUGGAGUUCCCCUUCAAUGUGCGAAAAGGUCGCCCUCUCCUGGUAGCAGUGAAGAUACUGCGCCCGGACGCCUCCAAAAAUGCCAGGAACGACUUCCUGAAAGAGGUUAAGAUCCUGUCUCGCCUGAAGGACCCAAACAUCAUUCGUCUGCUUGGAGUGUGUGUGAGCAGUGAUCCCCUUUGUAUGGUCACUGAGUACAUGGAAUGUGGAGACUUGAACCAGUAUCUGUCCCACAGAGUGCUUCUGGACAAGACUGGGCCUUCACAAAAUACUCCGACCAUCAGUUACCCAGCUCUCAUCUCCAUGGCCAGCCAGAUUGCGUCAGGAAUGAAGUUCCUCUCCUCCCUCAACUUCGUGCACCGGGAUCUGGCAACACGUAAUUGUCUGGUUGGGGGUGAGAAGGGUGAGAGCGGAGAGGAUCGGGGUGGUGAGCGUCACAUUAAGAUAGCUGAUUUUGGCAUGAGCAGGAACUUGUACGCUGGAGACUACUACAGGAUCCAGGGCAGAGCUGUGCUGCCGAUACGCUGGAUGGCCUGGGAGUGUAUACUCAUGGGUAAGUUCACCACGGCCAGCGAUGUGUGGGCAUUCGGGGUCACUCUGUGGGAGAUGCUGAGCAUUUGUCAGGAGCAGCCGUACUUCAACCUCACUGAUGAACAAGUCAUCGACAAUGCUGGGGAGUUCUUCAGAGACCAGGGCAGACAGGUAUAUCUGAGCAAACCGGCUGUGUGUCCUCAGGGUCUCUAUGAGCUCAUGUUGAGUUGCUGGAACAGAGACUGCAAGCUCCGCCCGUCCUUCGCCUACAUCCACUCCUUCCUUACUGAGGACGCUAUGAACAUGGUGUAGAGAGAGAAUCAGAGAAAGGCAACGAGGAGAAAGGCAACGCUAAAAAGGAGAAACGUCCCGUACGUUUAUGCAUCCUUGCUACAGCGGGAUGAUGGUGGUGGAGGUGCUGCACGGCGGAGGCAGAUGAGGAGGAAGAGUGGGUUGAUUGCUUUUAUAUACUUUUUGGGUGGAUGGGGCUGAGACACCGCUGGUUCGGUUCAUUUCCACAUCAGACCCCAACCCCAAAGGCAAAACUAACCCCAGCUUUAGAUUAUCUAACAGUCCGAGCUACAUUUCAGAGUGGGUUGGUGGUGGGUGCAGUCUGCUUAGGAACUUUCUGUCUUCUUAGAUACUCAACAUGCAAGGAGGGUUUGUGUGUGACUGGUAAUUAAUUACAAAAGAAGCUGCAGAGGCUACAUUGACAGAAUAUACUCCAAACUAUGACCAUAGCAAGCUAGGAAAUGAACAGUUAUUAAGCUUCAUGACUUUUGUUAAUCAACAUCUCAGAUGCUGCAUGUAGUCUAACAGGUGACGGUGCACAUGACACACAAACCUCUCUCAGCCUCUUUCAUGUCUGAACAAUAGGUGUUCUACCUAUUGUUCAGACAUGAAAGUGCACAACAGCAAUUGUCCUAGAUUUUACAGUAUGUGUAGCCUACUGGACACAUUUUAAGUCCAAGCUUCAGCCCCAUUUGCCCAUCUGAGAAACAAAAAAAUGAUAAUCCACAAAAAGUCUUUGAAAAUAUUUUAGGCUUCAGACAUGGCUGAUGGUGAUAAGCAGAACUCAUUAUGUUUGGUAACCCUUCAUCAAUCCUCUGUCUCAACCCCACAACCUUACAUAGUGACCCGAAGUUAUUGUGGACUCAUGUGAAAUGAUGUGGACCAGACAACAGCAGCCCCCCUUUCUGCAAUGUGCCCCCCCCCCCCAUUGCAGUCAAGAAAUCCAACCAGUUUUUCUUAGCCACAGAGAAAAGAACUGUUUCCCAGAAGAUGAAAUUCUGCGGCUGCCGAUGAGAUGUGACCCACAAACUGGAAUGACUUUUUCUAAGCAGAGAGACAAUACUGCCAGCCGGAGCAGUGGACAGGACAUCUUCAGAUGCACCUGUUCUGGUGUUAUGGCAAUCUUUGUAUAUGGUGGUGACCCAGAUACAAAAGAUAAAUGUAAAAUUCCACAACCAGCUGCACUUUAAAUCCUACCUGCCAUGCAUAUCCCUGGCCAUGAUGAAACUCUUCUCUGUGAGGGGCCUGAUAUGAUUCCUGUCGAUGUGGAUUCUAAUUGUAUUUUACUUGCAGUGAAUUUAGUAAUAUUUGCCAAGGGAGAUCAAAAUUCAGGACGGUCUGUCUGCCUUUUUCAAAUCCUCUCCCAGAAGGUGUUGCCAAACCAUUAAAGAUGUAAAAUAUUAUUUAAAUAAUGGAGUGGCACCAUCAGUUCAUCUCAUUUUAAAUGUAUGACGACCCUUUGUUCUGAAACUAACAGUGUGUUGAGACAUGUUCACUCGAUCGCUCAGUCUUUGCUCAUCCAAAUACAUACACACAGUUAUGGUAUGGUAAGUGGGAAUGCUGGGAUUUUAGCAUGAAUGUCAGCAUCGCCCUCUGCAUUAUCCUGUGUUAGUACAUUAAGCUGACUGGUAGAAUCAUCUAUCUUACUGAUUAUAUAGCACUGUAAAUCAGUCCUAAAAUGAUCAAGAUUAUUAAGUAAUACAUGUUUACUGAUUGUGAAUGGUUGUGCCAUUUGAGUCAUUUUUGAUACACUGUAGUUCAACUAAAUCCAUAUUUUUAUAUAUACUAUAUGUACUUAAGACACUCCUUUGUGUCUGCUUUUGUCCAUUUGUAUCUGAAGUUGAGCAUAUUAGUAUGUACAUAUGUUAAGGACAGAAUUGUAAUUUCCUUUAAUAAUGGAAAACUCUGUUACAUUCGGGGUCUUCUGUAUCUCUGUAGAACGCUUGCUAUCUUGAUGCCAUUGUAAUUCAUUGUUGUCUAUUUUUGUAGAUGUUUUAAUAAAGUUAACCUUUUCAAAUAAAUUAAAACGUGCCCUA